This is a messenger RNA of Cornus florida, 1392 nucleotides long. RefSeq lists its product as uncharacterized. NCBI's taxonomy places the organism in Eukaryota, Viridiplantae, Streptophyta, Magnoliopsida, Cornales, Cornaceae. Gene Ontology annotation, molecular function: ubiquitin binding. Gene Ontology annotation, cellular component: endoplasmic reticulum. The transcript is spliced from 7 exons. Bases 127 to 1026 code for a protein of 299 amino acids. The record is from RefSeq and is a predicted model, not a curated record.
GAGAAGCUGCUAAGUUCACCACCGUCACAGAGCAUUAAUCGAAUUCGACGUUCCUGACCUUGAAACCCUAGAUCACUGCGACUGAACUUUGUGAUUAGGGUUUUCUGUUUCCAUGCCAUCUCAAUCAUGUUUGUGUGCUUACUUAAAAGUGGAUAUCCCGGCUCCGACAUAAUACAGAUCAAACCCGAGUAUUCGGGAGUAAUAGACGAAACCCAGACGAUUACUGUAAACCAUCUGAAACCGACGGGAGUUAGCGCUACGAAAUUUCGCGACGAAAGUAUCGCCACCGGCCAGGACAUAGUCUUGAGGAUUUUCAAGAAUAAUCGCGAAACAGAAGCGACGCUCAAUCCAAGUCACUUGGUCGACUAUGUUGUAAUCGUUAUUAAACCAGAAAAAGGAAAAAUAGCUAUGUAUGGAAAAGUAGCAAGGAACGGCGACUUCCUUCGACGUAUUCCCGGGAUAGGCUCCCUACUGUCUAGGGAAUAUUCAUCGAGGCGUCUGGAACCGAUUCCGAUUCCGAUUCCGAUUCCUCAAGGCUAUCAGGUUGAGGGUCCAGAAUCUCCUGAAGAGAUGCUCACGGCAUCACAGAGAGUGAUUGAAGAGAGUGCUCCUGCUAUUGUUGAAGCAACGCAUGAUGCAGAAGAAGGUAUAAACAUCAUGCUUCUGAGGGAGGAGCAAGAUGCUGCUUAUCGAGCAGCACUUGAAGCUGAUCAAGCUAGGGAAUGCCAGAUUAAGGAAGAGCAAGAAAGGAUAGAAAGGGAAGCAGCUGAAGCUGAGGGGAAGCAAAAGGAGGAAGAAGAGGCUCAUGAGAGAGCUGCGCAUGAAGCAUAUUUAGCACGAAUGCAGCCAGAGAGAACCCUUUUACUGGUUGAUGAUCUUGAAAAAGGAUCUGAUGUAACUCAAGUUGCAGAUAGUGGGUAUCGGCUACCCCGAGUUAUUAUAGGCUCUUACACCGACUCUCUACACACAUCAGCUAACUACUUAAGCUACUGGUUUAAAGUCGAAUCCAAUUAUGUUCAGAACUAGACAUAAGGUUUGUUAAGAGGAAGAUGACACAUGAAGAAGAAGUGUCUAGUUCCUUGUGAAUGUCCACUAUAGUUGACAUUUGAAUGGACAUGAAUCUAAGAACUUGUUGGGAUGGAUCAAUUUAUAUCAUUUUCAAAUUUGGUUUGUGGAUCGUGUGACCCUCUUGUUGGGGAAUGGAUCAAAUUAUAUAAGUUUAGUUUCUGGAUAGAUAUCAUGUUACCCUGUUAGUAGGGCUUCGAUGCUUUUAGUUGUUUCAUUUGAAUGGACAUGAAUCUAAGAAACUUCCAGCAAUGUUUAACAUGUGGACAUUUUGUAUCAAUGGGAAUUGAUAUGGAACAUUUUGCAGACAUUCUAUAGUUUUGAGUA